AUGGGAUCUCUGGGGAGAGCUUUCUACAGCGUUGGGUUCUUGAUCAGUGAAACCGGCCAAGCCCUCGAUCGGCUCGGCUCGCGCCUGCAGGGAACCCAUCUUUUCCAAGAACAAGUUUCCAGACACAGAACACUCAUGAACUUAUUUGACAAAGUUCCAGUGGUUGACAAGAAUGCCUUUGUGACCCCCGGUGCAUCCAUUGUUGGGGGUGUCUAUGUUGGAACUAAUUCUUCCAUUUGGUAUGGAUGUGUUCUCAGAGCCAAAUCCAAUUUAGGUGGAAAAGUCUUGCCAAUCCUUAUUGGUGACAAUGUCACUGUUGGUCAUACGGCUAUCUUGCAUGGAUGUACUGUGGAGGAUGAGGCGUUUGUUGGUAUGGGUGCAACACUGCUUGAUGGGGUGGUUGUCGAGAAACACGCAAUGGUUGCUGCCGGAGCACUCGUGAGGCAGAAUACAAGAAUACCCAGUGGACAGAUAUCGGGAGGAAAUCCGGCCAAAUUUCUGAGGAUGCUCACUGAUGAUGAAAUCACCUUCAUCUCAGAGUCAGCUACCAAUUAUGCCAGCCUGACGCAAGCUCAUGCUUCUGAAAAUGCAAAAGAAUUCGACAAGGUGGAAUUCGAAAAGGUGCUCCGGAAGAAGUUAUCUUGUCUGGAUGAAGAACCUGAAGCACAUGGUUCGCUGUUGGGGGCUUUUCGCGAGACGCAGCCAGAACUUGUUAACAACAAAGCUGCAUAG
Molecule: messenger RNA, 732 nt
Organism: Striga hermonthica
Lineage: Eukaryota; Viridiplantae; Streptophyta; Magnoliopsida; Lamiales; Orobanchaceae
Source: the annotation of a GenBank genome assembly